Messenger RNA from Naegleria gruberi, 744 nucleotides. RefSeq lists its product as uncharacterized. Gene Ontology annotation, biological process: dephosphorylation. Gene Ontology annotation, molecular function: phosphatase activity. The transcript has a single exon. Lineage: Eukaryota; Heterolobosea; Eutetramitea; Acrasida; Naegleriidae. The coding region runs from base 1 to 744 and encodes 247 amino acids. The record is from RefSeq and is a predicted model, not a curated record.
AUGUCAGCAACAUCUUCAUCAUCUGAUCAACACAAUGACACUUCAUCAUCAUCUGAUAAUAAUUUAAAUAAUAAUUUAAAUAUUUUAAAUAAUUUAAAUAUUAAAGAAGAAUAUAAAUUACCUUCAUUAAUAGAAUUUAAUAAUCCAUUAUUUAAAGAAAUACAUUAUGGACCAACAGAUACAUCUAAUUGGUUAAUACCUAAUCGUAUUUUAAUGUCAGCCUAUCCAGGUGAUUUAAAUUUAGAAAAAUCUAAAAUUAAAAUAUCACAAUUAUUAAAAAGUGGAAUUAAUUGUUUUGUUUGUUUACAAUUAAAAGAAGAAUUAAAUAGAUUUAUACCAUAUAAACCAUUAAUUGAAGAAUAUUGUUUAUUAAAUAAUUUAAAUAUUAAUAAUUUUACAUAUUUACAUUUAGAAAUACCUGAUAAUUAUGUUACAAGUGAUGAAAAGGUAAUGAAUUUUAUAAAUCAAGAAUUAUUACCACAAAUUAAAAAAGAAGAAAGUAAAUGUUUAAUUCAUUGUUGGGGUGGACAUGGUAGAACAGGUACAAUAUCAAGUAUUUUACUUAGUCACUUGUAUCAAUUAAAUUCACAACAAGCCUUGGAAAGAGUUGCUAAAGUACAUUCAUGUAGAAUUAUUAGAAAAAGUAGAGCACCUCAAUCACCUUCUCAAUUUAAACAAGUUAAAAGAUUAUCUUUUGGUUAUAUUAAAAAUAGUGAUGAUGAUAGUGAUGAUUACGAUGAAUAA